AUGCCAUCUAAUGAACCACCUCCGUUAGAUGCAUCACUUGAGAUUGUAAUGAAGUUUAAUAGCAAACCAGAUUGUCAACUUGCAAUUAAGCAUUAUCACAUAAAACACUCCCUCAAUUAUCGUGUAGUGAAAUCUGAUCAAUACAGGGUUUCGUUAAGUCAAAAAAGUAAGCAAUGGGUGAUUGGUAGUUUGAAAGGGCCCCACAAUUGCGCAAAUUCUUCUAUGUCACAUGAUCAUACCAAGCUCGACUCUAACAUCAUAUGCGAAAGCAUAAAGUCACUUUUGAAAGCUGACCCAUCAAUUAAAGUGAAUGUGAUCAUUGCACAUAUUCGGGAACGAUACAAUUAUACAAUCACCUAUAGAAAGGCAUGGAUGGCAAAGAACAAAGCUAUCGAAACGAUUUAUGGGAACUGGGAAAAGUCUUACAAUGACCUUCCAAGGUGGUUGUUGACUAUGCAAAAAUUUCUUCCAGGAACUAUUGUGGAAAUGGAAUACAAGGGGACUCUUUUUCUUGCUGUUGCACAAGAUGGAAACAAAAAUACAAUUCCCAUUGCUUAUGCACUUAUGGAAGGUGAGACAGGGGGUGCUUGGAGCUUUUUUUUGAAAAAUCUAAGAAGAAAGGGGACAACAACAUCAGGCAUCAUUAGCUUCUGGUCGAGUAUACACAGACGAUUGAUUGCUUAUGCACUUGUGGAAGGAUAUGCAUUAAAUGAGCCGUCAUUCAAGUAUUACCGCAAUGAAAUCAAGAUGGAAAAUCCAGAGGCUUUAAGAUGGAUCGAUAAUAUCCCCCCAGAACAAUGGACUAUGGCUUAUUCUCAAGGUCAACGAUGGGGACACAUGUCAGCAAACGUUUCUGAGUCCAUCAACGCAGUGCUCAAGGGUACACGCAAUCUUUCAAUCACUGCUUUGAUACAAUCAACAUACUAUAGAUUGGGAGUUUUAUAUGCAGAAAGGGGACAACAGCAUCAGACAUCAUUAGCUUCUGGUCGAGUAUACACAGACGAUUGCAUGGACAAGAUUAAAUGUGAAGUUGGUAAAUCUAAUACUCACCAAGUCAUGCAAUUCGACCGAAAUCAUUAUUCUUUCAUGGUGCAUGGAACAGUAAAUCCAAGAGAGGUGCGACCAACUGGUCAUUUCGAAGUCAACCUUCAAAGAAAAUGGUGUGAUUGUGAAAAAUUUCAAGCUAUACAUAUUCCUUGUUCACAUGUCAUAGCUGCAUGUUCUUAUGCUCGUCAAAACUAUUUAGUGCUUAUAUCUGACGUGUACAAGCAUUCACAAGCAGUCUUUGGGGUUAGGGGUGGGAAUAGGUCAGACCAAGCCAGACUUCGAAAGGCCUAA
Messenger RNA from Cicer arietinum (chickpea), 1338 nucleotides. RefSeq lists its product as uncharacterized. The record is from RefSeq and is a predicted model, not a curated record. Gene Ontology annotation, molecular function: zinc ion binding. NCBI's taxonomy places the organism in Eukaryota, Viridiplantae, Streptophyta, Magnoliopsida, Fabales, Fabaceae.